AUGCAAUUGAAAGAAUAUUCCGUUGAUACUCCACGUCAAACUUUGCUAGAAGGUUCUGAGAAAGUUUUGAAAUCAAUUUCUAACUGGACUCCAGGUAAGGUGUAUCACAAGGAUACGAAACAUGUCACCAGGACUUUUCAUGAUACCAUCGAUGGUGAUUACUGGUGCGCUAGACAAAGCGUGUUGAAAGAUAUCCCAAUAGACAAAUUCAAAUCUGCAAUUAUUGGCACUACUGAAGUUGGAUUCACUCAUUCAGACCAUGAACUCCUUUAUGUUCAUGAAAUUGAGCUGAUGCAAGUUCGCAAUAUAAACAAAUACGAAGAUAAUGGAUGGAGCUACACAAUUCACGCUCAAUACGAAUUUGGAUUUCCCUUAAAUAAGAGGCUGUUUAACGAGUUGGUCCAUGUUUUUGUUUCCAAUGACAGAGCAUUGGUGGUUAGUGUUCCCAUUGAAGGGGGGAUUGAAGGGGUGUUGGGAACUUAUGUAUCUGUUGAACAAAUUAAAUGGAACGGAAAUAGUGUUGAUUGGACUGUUGCUACCACAUCAAGUGCUGGUGGAAAUAUUCCUGACUGGGUCACUAAGCUAAGUAUUGGCGGUGCGAUAGCUAAAGACGUUCCAAAUGUGCUUGCAUACAUUGAAAGCGAGAGGUUCCUUGUCCACGUUGGAUAA
Molecule: messenger RNA, 669 nt
Organism: Lodderomyces margitis
Lineage: Eukaryota; Fungi; Ascomycota; Pichiomycetes; Serinales; Debaryomycetaceae
Exons: 1
Coding region: 1-669 (222 amino acids)
Source: RefSeq, a predicted model, not a curated record